UGUACUUACCACUCACGGCAUAACAGAGUUCUUCUCCGAACGAUCAUCUGACUCAAAACGUAAGAUUCCGGAAUUGAUUGUCUUUCCCUCUGCCCCACCGGAGAAUUAGAGAGGUAGCCGUCGGACUGAUUCCAUCCGUGUGCUGACUUGUCUGUCAGGUUCUAUUUAGACUGUAAUGUCAUCAGAAAAGAGUAUAAUUGAUAUCAAAUCCUGGGAUGGUACCAUCUCAUUUGGAGAGUUCUAUGCCGCCGCUUGUACAUUUGCUGAGCAGUGGAAGAAGUUUAGCUCAAGUCUUCCUCAAUGGUCGUGGAUGAAAUGUCCAAAGCGUCCUGCCACCAGAGUAGAAGGAUAUCUAUGCAUGGAUGGUGUAAUUCUUCCCAGGUCUACGAUGGAAGAUAAUCAUGAAUGUGGUGGUGAUGGUGGAGUAGAAGAGCUGGUUUCCUUGGAGGAAGAUGAGUUAAUUGAUAGUGCUGUAUUGGUUGAACAGCACAGGCAUGAAAGGUGCCACUAUGACUUCCAUGUUGUGUACAGCUUAUCUUAUAGGGUUCCUGUGCUAUACUUCCGUGCAUAUUGGAGUGAUGGACAACCUUUGGCAUUGGGCGAUGUGGAAAAUGACAUCCCUGCAAGCACACUACGGCAGCUAAACGUAUCCAAAUGGACCUUUAUAACUCAGGAGGAGCACCCUUACUUGAAUCGACCAUGGUUCACCUUACAUCCAUGCGGGACUAGUGAGUGGAUGAAGCUACUAUUUACUAGCGACGCCUCUGCAGUGGCGCUAGGCGGAGUGGCUGUCGACAGAUAUCUAGUGUCGUGGUUCUCAGUUGUUGCACAGGUUUUUGGUCUCAAACUUCCCUUUGAAAUGUUUAGUAAUUCUUGUCAGCCAUAGUUAACUUCUGCCUAUACGCAUUAUCAAGCAUGUAUAUGGUUGUAUUGUAACAUCAUUUUUAUCGCAUUCUUGUUUAAACACAUCAAUACUAACACUAAUGAUGACAAUUUCACUCAAGCUCAACCCGAAACAUGAUUCUUCGCCCCGGUAGGGAUAGGGACGAUGAUAGAAUUCGAGAAACAGGGACGGGACUUCAUGCCAUCCGGUUGACAUUCCCAAUUAACACACAAAAUGAAUCCCUUGUAAAUAGGGGUGUGCAGAAUUCGGUGAAAUUGUAGUUAACCGACUGAACCCUAGAUUUUGGUUAAUUGUUUGUCCCAUCCCGUUGACAUUCUUAA
Molecule: messenger RNA, 1224 nt
Organism: Ipomoea nil (Japanese morning glory)
Lineage: Eukaryota; Viridiplantae; Streptophyta; Magnoliopsida; Solanales; Convolvulaceae
Product: ubiquitin-like-conjugating enzyme ATG10
Exons: 7
Coding region: 176-886 (236 amino acids)
Biological process (GO): protein modification by small protein conjugation; protein lipidation; macroautophagy
Cellular component (GO): intracellular anatomical structure
Molecular function (GO): Atg12 transferase activity
Source: RefSeq, a predicted model, not a curated record